ACCCACCAGAGACGCUUCCUUCCUCACUCCUCCUGUCGCCGCCGCCGUGCCACCGGCGCCAUCCACCGUCACACUCAAAAAAACACCACUCAGUUCUAUCUCCCUUCAUAUUUCUCAGCAAACACUCACUCACGCACAUGAUCAAUUCUCUCCCUGUUUUGUUUUCGUUAACGGUUACACAAUUAGCCGGCGAACUCAGAUUUUCGUCUCUGUGUUCGCCUCUGUGGUGAAUUAUACUCUUUGGUUAGGAAAUCUACGUUAAUUUUCCACGAAACAGUAACAGAAUCAAGAAAUUGCUUGAAGCAGACUCAACUGCUUCAUACACUCUCCCUCUUGUUGACGAGCUUCGUGGAAUACAAACUUACGCAUUACUCUUAGUGAUGUAUACACAGUCUAAAAUGUUAAUUUUGCAGAGUGGUGAUUAAGAGGGAAAUGAAGGAUGUUUUCUUGGGUGGGGAAGUUAGCAUCAGCAUUCUGGUUACCUUUAAGUCUAUAUGCCCGUACGAACAAGGAUGAUAGCUUGGGUGAUGAUGAGAAUGAUCCUCUGUUAUGGUCUAAAGAGCUUGAAAAACACGCAUUCGGUGAAUUCUCAUUCGCAGUUGUUCAAGCCAAUGAGGUUUUAGAAGAUCAAAGUCAGGUAGAGAUAGGUCAAAACGCCACCUUCAUUGGCGUCUACGAUGGCCAUGGUGGCCCAGAAGCUUCACGCUACAUCUGUGAUCACCUUUUCCCUCAUCUCAUCCGUCUUACACAAGAAAACGGAUUAAAUUUAACAUCGUCAAAAAGCCUUAAAGACGCUGUUUCUGCUACUGAAGAGGGGUUUCUCUCUCUGGUGAGAAGAACAUGUGGGAUAAAGCCAUUAAUGGCUGCUGUUGGAUCUUGUUGUUUAGCUGGGAUUAUAUCUCAAGGCACAUUGUACGUUGCUAACAUGGGCGAUUCUAGAGCUGUGAUCGGCCGUUUAAAUAAACGCAAAUCAAAUAAAAUUAUAGCUGAACAAAUCACUGAAGAUCAUAACGCUUCCAUGGAUGAAAUCAGACAAGAACUUAAAUCUGAUCAUCCAGACGACCCUCAUAUCGUCGUUAUGAAACAAGGCGUCUGGCGUAUCAAAGGCAUCAUUCAGGUUUCGAGAACGAUAGGUGACGCGUAUUUGAAAAAACCCGAAUUUGCCCUCGACCCAUCGUUCCCGCGGUUCCAUCUUCGCGAACCGAUCCGGCGACCCGUUUUGAGAAGCGGGCCGUCGAUGCAUACCCGAGAGUUAAAACCGGAGGACAAGUUUGUUGUGUUUGCAUCGGAUGGAUUAUGGGAACACAUGACAAAUCAACAAGUUGUGGAGAUUGUUCAUAAUAAUCCUCGACAAGGUAUUGCGAGAAGGCUAGUGAAGUCAGCAAUGGUGGAAGCUGGUCGGAAAGCAGGGAAGAAGAGGUACGAUGAAGUGAAGAAGAUGGAGAAAGGGAGUAGACGUGCGAUUCAUGAUGAUAUAACGGUGGUGGUUGUUUUUAUCGAUCAACAAAAGAUGAAUAUGGGAAUCGAUGAGUUAUCGAUGCGUGGGUUUAAUGACUCGACUUCACCUUCUGGUUUUAGGGCUUUGGGAUGAAAAAGAUACUCGGUUUUGUGUACUUUUAAUCUUUUUUUUUUUUUGGCAGAUGUUAACUCUAUUGUUUUUGCAUGAAUAAUAAUAAUAAUAAUAAUAAUACUAAAAUCCCA
Lactuca sativa (garden lettuce) is the source of this 1701-nucleotide messenger RNA. Its product is annotated as Protein phosphatase 2C family protein. Lineage: Eukaryota; Viridiplantae; Streptophyta; Magnoliopsida; Asterales; Asteraceae. Gene Ontology annotation, molecular function: cation binding; protein serine/threonine phosphatase activity. Gene Ontology annotation, biological process: protein dephosphorylation. The record is from RefSeq and is a predicted model, not a curated record.